AUGGCGGAUACCAGGAGAAUCUGUCGACAGUGUUAUGCGUUCAACAUUCAAGGCUUUAUCGAAAGUGAAGAUUAUACCCACAUGCUGAGCGUUGAGGCGGUCAUUGCAGGCAAAAAUGAGAAUUGCAGUUUUUGCAGCCUUCUCCAUCAAGAUUUCGAGGAUUCCAUCCUUAGGCUGCCGACUGAGACUCGAUUGUGCACGGCAGAUUGUCGAUUCGACGUCAAACUCUUCACCAACACACCUUCAAAAGGUCGUGCUGGUUUUACCAACAUGACGAUUUCAAUGAGCCCUCGGUUCGGACAGGACAGCUUCCGGAGGAAAGCAUGGUUCAACAACCGCCAUGUAAUUUAUAGCAUUGCUGCAGAUCCCGGUUGGACUGCCGCUUCUACGAAGAUUACAGGGCGAUACCUCGGUGAAGAUCCCAAAUCGGACCUACAUCGCAUUUCUACCAUAGAGUGGCUCGAAAACUGUCUGCAACAACACACAGACUGCCAGAAAACACUAUCCCAGACCAACGUCAUCGACCCGAACGACGCUAUACUGCCCACACGGUGUCUUGACGUCAGUAAUUCUGGCACCGGUCGAGUGAUUCUCGUCGAGUUUCCCAGAGAUCAACAGGUCAGAGGGAAAUACAUCACCCUCAGCCACAGGUGGCAAACACCUGAGACAACACAGAGCAUGACAAACUCCAGCAACUAUAGGGAUCGUACAGACCGGAACUGCGGCAUCAUGCUGGCAUCUCUGCCGAAGGUCUUCCAAAGCGCCAUAGCAGUCGCGCGGAUGCUGAGAGUCAAGUACCUGUGGAUCGACUCCCUGUGCAUCAUUCAGAACAGCAUUGACUUUCAGACGGAGAAAAUUCGCGUGGCACAAUACUAUCAAUAUGCAUACUUCACCAUCGCUACCACGGUAACCUCGUGCGGCGACGACUUUUUGUCUCACCGGGCUAAGCCAUCUUACUAUGGUUUGGCCCAGCUGCCGUAUCGUUCCACCGAAGGGCGCUUGGGGGACAUCUUUUACGUCUUGGGCAGGCCCAGCGCAAGCGAAGACUUCAGGUCAAAGGUGCGCGACAGCGACCUCCUGACGAGAGGAUGGGUGUUUCAGGAGUGGCUGCUCAGUCGCCGAAUAAUCUUCUACACACCCGCCGGAAUGUUCUUCGAAUGUCAAACAGACAGACCAGUCCGCGAGGGCGGCGAAGAAGUCUUGUCGUAUGACUUUCACACAUAUGCCUUCAAAAGGAACUUUAAGGUACGCCGAGACAAACCCUUAAGUACAUGGUACAUCUUGGCACAGUCGUAUGCUCGCCUUGAUCUGACCAAGCCGGAGGACCAUAUUUGGGCGCUGGCGGGACUUGCAGUCGAGAUGAAGGAAGCACUUGCCGCAUUGUCCAACAUCAACUCCAAUGACUUGACUGCUGAUUGUUGCAGCUAUGCAGUGUCUGAGCACAAUAACUCAGGCGACGAGGAUGAGGGCCGCGCAAAACCAGGAGACGGGAGCCCAUCUGAAGAUAGUGAAAGUUUGAAUGAAUCCUCAUCAGUGACAGCACAACAACCAGCAGCUGCGAAAGGCAAAACGCCGCAGAGGAACGCACAAAGUGGCGUACUCGAUGAGGAAAGGCCUCUGGGCGAGACAGAACACUUAGGCCAGAGCACAAGACGGGCUGACAAGGGCAAAACAGUUGAUCUGGGCCAGGAGAGCAACAACGAGGGGAGGGUAAAGUCUCCCCACCCUGCAGUGCUUGCGAAAUUGUCGACACGGCAGGAAGUUCUCGAAUAUGCAUCCGGCCUCUGGCUUUCCGAUAUUCACCACGGCCUGCUUUGGGAGCAGGUAACCGCGGGUCCCAAUCCGAUCAAGAGGGAAUGCGCCAUCGCCCCGUCGUGGUCGUGGAUGUCGCUGUUCACGGAGGUGACGUGGCCCGAAAGAGCCCCAGCGAAGAGCCACAGCAAAUAUCUGACCGUCGCAAAGCUCACAUAUUGGAAUCCAGUUGACCAGAACAUAGUGGAAGUCCACAAGAGCGACAAUGCAGCCCGGCCGUUCUACUUGCCGGCUGUCGACGCGACUGAGCACUUUGACAUCAGCGCGGUCUGCAUCCGCCUCACAGUCCGAUCGAAAUGUGUCCUGGUGCGUGUCAAGAAGUGCCUGGACCGCGUUAUGAUGUGGACCGCAGCCGUGGCGAGCCACGAGUCCCGUUGGCUCUUCAACAACCAGGGUAAGGUUCAGGCGAGAUGGCACGCCGUCGUAGCGCCGGACGCUCCGGGCUUGGUCGUUGGUUGGGGUAGCUUCGAGCGCAACGUGGGACCCCAUGAUGACGUCUACGCCGUGCAUGUCGCAACGAGAAGGGCGCCAGACGGCAUUUCGUAUGGGUACAUUAGCAAGUCACGUCCUGUUUAUGAGAUUCUGUUUUGCGUCGAAGUUGUUGGCGGUGAAUUCCGGAGGGUAGGUGUCGGGAGGAUCUUUGCUAAAAAUGUGAUUCAGGGUUUUGAGGCCGCCGAGAUGCGAGAACUUGUCAUGGUGUGA
Messenger RNA from Rhinocladiella mackenziei CBS 650.93, 2514 nucleotides. RefSeq lists its product as uncharacterized. The coding region runs from base 1 to 2514 and encodes 837 amino acids. The record is from RefSeq and is a predicted model, not a curated record. The transcript has 2 exons. NCBI's taxonomy places the organism in Eukaryota, Fungi, Ascomycota, Eurotiomycetes, Chaetothyriales, Herpotrichiellaceae.